Messenger RNA from Gongylonema pulchrum, 336 nucleotides. The record is from the annotation of a GenBank genome assembly. NCBI's taxonomy places the organism in Eukaryota, Metazoa, Nematoda, Chromadorea, Rhabditida, Gongylonematidae.
AUGCAAAGUACUGGUCUGAAUUGGUCAGUACCAGCCAAUGCUCUGCUGUCAGUAUUGCUUCCAAAUGAGCGUGUUCGUUAUCCUCUUUCUUCGGAUGUACAGAACGAAGGAGAAGAAAAUAUGUUAGCUGUCGGACGUGCACGCGCAAUUCCGCCAAGUCUAGAAAGGUUGGUCGCAGAAAAUACGAAAGGCUACUGGGAGAAUCAGCAGUUUAUACUAGUGAACGGAUACCCAUAUGCACUUCCGCCUGGAUCAAAUGCAGAGCAUGCGAAUAUUUACUUGGAAAAUCAGCAGCAUACUGUCGAAAAUAACGAGGAUUCGCAGGUUUGUAGAUGA